AUGAAGAUAAGAUGGACUUUAGCAGGAUCUUGGAAGCCAUAUAUUAAGCAUCAAGCAACUAAGGAUGCAGGUGUAAUUUCUGGUCUGAAUGUGAUGCGUAUCAUCAAUGAACCAACAGCUGCUGCCAUUGCUUAUGGUCUUGAAAAGAAGGAAACCAGUGUUGAAAAAAAUCAGCAAAGAAGGAGAUGGCUACUGAAAAAGGAAAAUAUCAACCAUCAACCCAAGAGCUACCUUCAAUGUUUGGCUAAAACUUUUGGUCAUUUCUUUUACAACAUCGCUCCAAUCGCUGCUGGAACCACCACAAUCACUGACGGAAUAACACCCACUGUUGAAGCAGCCGUAGUGUUUCGUGGUCUCCAUUGGUCCUCAUUAAGGCAAGCACGAAUAACACAACUUUUGGCAAAGACCUUUGAGAUCGCCGGUGAUAUAUGGUCUCCAAUCUUGCUCUUGGAGACAAGUCCUUGGUGGUGA
Molecule: messenger RNA, 471 nt
Organism: Fraxinus pennsylvanica
Lineage: Eukaryota; Viridiplantae; Streptophyta; Magnoliopsida; Lamiales; Oleaceae
Source: the annotation of a GenBank genome assembly